AAAAAUGAGCAUAAAAUCUAUGGGUAUAUAUAUAUAUAUAUGGCUAGUAAAUCUGUGCACAAUCUGAUCCAGCGAUGCAAUAAUUACUUAGGUGCAAACAGCUUAAAAGGGGGACGGAGAUCUCUGAUUCCUCAGCAACUCUCCUUUGCCAGAAAGUUUGCUGCAAGAGAAGGCUUGGGAUUUGCGAAGCUAAACUAUCGCUCUUUUUUCUUUCUUCUUGUUUUCUCUCUUUCUUUGACAUAUCAUCACUGAAAAAACAUAGAAGAUGGGUAGCAGUUAUUUUGGAGAACCAAACAUGGGAAAUGAAAGAGGAGGGUCGUCUUCGAGAAAAGGCAAGAAGAGUAAUUCAGACAAGCCUAAGCAACCCCAGAGAGGCCUUGGUGUGGCUCAAUUGGAGAAGAUCAGAUUACAUGGACAAAUGGGCUCUAGCUACCAUCCUUCUCUUCAUGGACCUUACGCUGGAAAUUUCAACCAGGAAGACAUGAGAGUGCAGACAGCUUAUUCAUCUAUGCCAUCAUCAUCCUUUUCUUAUUCAUCAACCUCAUCAACAUCCUCAGCUUCUUAUGGUUUCCACCCCAGCAUGAUGAUGGGGCUAGGUGAAUAUGAUCAAAGAGCAAACAUCAGAUAUGGUGAUUCCCAACCUAGUACUGCAGCAAGCAGUUGGAACCCCGGCAGUGGCAUCUUAGACACUCAACAUUAUGCACAACCAAACAUGACCAGACAGCUUCUAAACCUACAUGUCGAGGAUUCACAACCAAAAAAGAGCAAGAAACACAGGAGCAACUCAUUGGGAUCUAGCAGUCAUAAUUCUGAAUCAAGUGACACGCAAGAGCUGGAUUUGGAGCUUAGACUGUCAUUGUAAUCAGCAGUUUUCC
Messenger RNA from Theobroma umbraticum, 875 nucleotides. Its product is annotated as mediator of RNA polymerase II transcription subunit. Gene Ontology annotation, molecular function: DNA-binding transcription factor activity. The record is from RefSeq and is a predicted model, not a curated record. NCBI's taxonomy places the organism in Eukaryota, Viridiplantae, Streptophyta, Magnoliopsida, Malvales, Malvaceae.